Molecule: messenger RNA, 1569 nt
Organism: Penicillium bovifimosum
Lineage: Eukaryota; Fungi; Ascomycota; Eurotiomycetes; Eurotiales; Aspergillaceae
Exons: 1
Coding region: 1-1569 (522 amino acids)
Source: RefSeq, a predicted model, not a curated record
AUGGCCCGACCGAGCUCCCCUGACGCUACCCACAUUCCAGUCGCUUUCAAUGCGCUCGCUCCUUACGUCAAAUCUCGUCAGGAAACCCUCCAGAUCCGCCAGGCUUUGACGCAUUAUCUGCGCUCAUUUAUCGAGUUCGACGAAACCCAAUCGAACGACCUUACCCAAUCCCACCUUUCCCUCUGCACGCCCACCGAUGCUGUCGCCGAGGUCAAACGUAUCCCGACAGAGGUCACUGGGCUAAGGAAGGAAUAUUUGCAAGCAUUGGCGGCCAAUGUUGCGGCUCGCAAAGAUCUCGUCUCGGCAUCUGAGGAUGUGGCUUCGUUAAGACGCCAGAGGACGACGCGUCCUUCUGCCGAUGCGGAUCUGCAAGAGCCCGGCGCCGAACUUCGUGAAUACCUUGCCCUUCUGCGCGAUCGACGCCGCCAUGCCAAGCUGCAGGUAUUCCAAAAUUACCUCGAGGAGAUCAAGACACGAGAUGCGGGUGGAUUGGAAAACAUUGGCCUGGAAGAAGAACACAUGCCUUUACCCGAAGUCAAUACGAAGGCGGAGCGCAAUGGCACCGAGACAGGUUUGGAUGAUCUGGUGCAUAGCCUCGAGAGGGCAGUUAUUCGCGCGAGAACCCAAUUGGAUCAUCAGAAGGAAUUGUUCGAACAAGCUAAGGCCCGACAUGAGUCCCGUGGGGAGUCUGAGGUCUCGCCAGAUGUCAAAGCCGAAGCACUACAAAGGACAAGGGAUGAACUGGUGCAAUGGGUGGAGGAGCGCCUGGUCGGCCAAGGAGAUCCAGAUGAGAGUCUGCUCCAAGAGCUUCCACCAGAGGAAAUCGAGGAAGCCCAGCAGGAGCUAGAGGAUCGCAAGAAGCAGAUUAUGGGGCAAUAUGCUACAUAUCUACAGGCCAGGCGGGACCUCCUCGACGCUGCUUCCAGAGCUUGCCAACCAGUCACCGUGGCCCCCAAGCCUUCAUCGCGAUCAGCCAAAAAAGAGUUUAUCCCAGCGGAAGUACCACCGCCAAACCCCAUCGACGUUCUGUCGUACACAGACGAAAAUCUAAUCCCAUUAUCGAAAAGCCAAAAGUCGUUGGCUCUCCAAACCUCCUAUCUCUUGGGGCUGCUGUCGAAAGAAAAGUCCACCACUUUGCGCGCCCUCAAUCGUCUGAGCGACGAAUCACAUCUCCUUCCCGAAUACCCCGUCGUCGCCCGUCAGUCGCGCGUCGGGGCACGAAACCACACCUCAGCCCCGGAGACAAAACCUGAUGAAGUUGUCGCUCUUGCCGAAGCAUGGGCAUUUGCUUCCCAGGCUGCAGCCACCAAGGAGAGAGACUUUGUGCAGCAAAAGAUCGCAUUGGGUACUGAAGUUGCGCAGGACGCGCGACAGACCUUGGCCGAUGUAUACGGGACCCUCAAUCAAGAGCUUGAUGAGGUCAUGCCGCAGAGUCAGCAGAAGCGGGAUGCGUGCGUCCGAGCUUCGGGGCCUCGCUCCACUCAAGGAAUGCCGGGUGGGUCUCAGAUUGAGAAGAAGCCGACUGGCCCUUGGUCGAAGUUAAGUGGGAGCGUGGGAGUUGGUGAAUAG